GCCAUUCUGGAUGCAUUUAGAUGAACCUAGGAUGCAUCCAUUGAUAAAAAAAAAAAUGGUAAAAAACGAAAACGUAUAGACACAAUGUUGUACAAUGUUUAUGUAUCGAAAGUUUGAGAAUCACAAGAGUAGUUUUAACCUAUAAUUAAUUAAAAUGAAAUAUUAACAAGAGAAUUCUUGCCGUAUACCGUAAACAAUAUAAUGUAUUUAACUGUAUUAUCCAAGUAAAACUAUUCUAGCAUUAUGAACACUUAAUAACCCAAACAUGAGCAGUACAACCAAAAUGGCGGGUGAUACAAAAUUAUACGAUAUCACAGAUUUUUACAUAGGUUUAGGAUUAACAAUUAGUUCCAGCGGUUUUAUAGGUGCCAGUUUUAUUAUUAAGAAAAAAGCAUUGAUACGUCUCCAAAGAUAUGGUGGGUUACGAGCUUCAUCUGGAGGAUUCGGAUACUUAAAAGAAUGGAUAUGGUGGGCUGGUCUUCUUUCAAUGGGAAUAGGAGAAGCAGCAAAUUUUGCAGCUUAUGCUUUUGCACCAGCUUCGUUGGUUACGCCGUUAGGAGCACUCAGUGUUCUAGUAUCUGCAGUAUUAGCAUCAAAGUACCUGAAUGAAAAACUUAAUUUACUAGGAAAGAUUGGUUGCUUUUUAUGCAUUGUAGGUUCUACUACUCUUGUACUUCAUGCCCCAAAAGAGGAAGAAAUUAGUACACUAAACGAACUUUUAGAUAAAGUCAAGGAUACAGGAUAUGUUGUCUAUGUUUUAAUAGUAAUAAUAUACAGUCUUUUAAUAAUUUUUCAUUUUGGUCCUGCUUAUGGAAAGCAAAAUAUUAUUGUAUACAUCAGUCUGUGUUCAUCUAUCGGUUCUUUAACAGUUAUGAGUUGUAAGGGAUUAGGAUUGGCCUUAAAAGAAACCAUCAACGGAAUCAGUAACGGAUUUGCAAACUGGUUAACAUGGAUUUUUUUAUUUAGCGUCAUACUUUGCGUGAGCGUCCAAAUGAAUUAUUUAAAUAGAUCAUUGGACUUGUUUGAAACUACAAUUGUGACACCAAUUUACUAUGUAUGUUUCACAACAUUAGUAAUAAUCGCAUCUGCCAUACUAUUCAGAGAAUGGAAAAGUAUGAAUGCGGAAGAUACUAUUGGUUCGUUGUGUGGUUUUCUCACUGUGAUAAUAGCAAUAUUUUUAUUGAACGCAUUCAAAGAAUUAGACAUUAAUUAUGGCAAUAUAAAACAUAUGUUGCGACCUAAACGGGAAUUACUUUUAAGUAACAAUACUCAGUGGUCUAGUAGGGAUGACGAAAGAUUGAUAACAAGACUAGAAACAGAAUUAGAUCAUAACUAUGGAGCUCAAGCUUUAACAAGAAGUGUGUAGCAAUUGUGUUUCAAAUAUUUAUUGUGCAAUAAAAUAAACUUAGUAGGGUACAUCUGAUAUUAUGUUAUCGAUACGUUAAUUUAUAAAUGUGAAAAAAUUAUGUAAUUAUAUGUAAAUCCUAAGGAAUUUUCUUCUA
This is a messenger RNA of Hylaeus anthracinus, 1502 nucleotides long. It is a transcript of the gene spict, whose product is annotated as magnesium transporter NIPA2. Gene Ontology annotation, biological process: magnesium ion transport. Lineage: Eukaryota; Metazoa; Arthropoda; Insecta; Hymenoptera; Colletidae. The record is from RefSeq and is a predicted model, not a curated record. Gene Ontology annotation, molecular function: magnesium ion transmembrane transporter activity. Gene Ontology annotation, cellular component: membrane. The coding region runs from base 266 to 1366 and encodes 366 amino acids. The transcript has 5 exons.